UGGAGAGCGAGAGAGAAGGAUAGAGAAAGAGAAAGAUGGAAGUACGGUGGGGGGCGCUACAGUCGGCAGUCGCCGUCGCGCCAGGUCCCCGCUAGUGGCUAGCUAAGUAAGCAGCGAGCAGUCGCAUACCCGUCGCCUAACCAGCAUCGCUCGCCUUACCUUUUCACCCUUUUCUCAAAAUUGCAUCGAGGCUUCCGUCAGUGCUGCAUAUAUUUGUCCCGUUUCGCAAAGUCGGUUCUCUUACGACGCAUAGUCCGCCGCUGUCUGUCGUGAUCGUCGUCGUCGCUGUCGCCGCCGUCGUCGCCGUCGCCGUCGUCGCCGUCGCCGCCGCCGCCGCCGCCGCCGCCAUUGCCGCCACCACCACCACCACCACCGCCGCCGCCGCCGCCACCGCCACCACCACCACCACCGCCGCCGCCGCCGCCGCCGCCGCCGCCGCCGUCGCCGCCGCCGCCGCCGCCGUUCGCCGCCGCUACUAUCGCCCUAUCGUUGUCGUCGCAAUCGCAGUCGCAGUCGCAGAGUCGUUGUCGUCGUCGUUUCGUCGUGUCGUCGUCGUUUUACCACGUUCCGCGCGUGCUUUUUCACCAGGCGGAUGGACACGAUCAUCCAGUAAAAAGAGGAGCGGCUAAUAUAUAUAUGUAUAUAUAUAUAUGUAUAUAUAUAUGUAUAUGUAUUAACAAGGGAGAAGGCUUUAAUCGCUAAAUAGGUAUUAGGGAAGAGGAAGAGGAAUAUAAUAUAAAGAUUAAAUAAAAGAGAAUCGUGCGAGCAAUCUGUGAUCGCCAAAGGCGAAGCAGCAGCAGCAGCAGCAGCAGCAGCAGCAGCAGCAGCAGUAGUAGCAGCAACAACAGCAACAGCAGGAAUAGGAGCAGCACCAGCAGUAACAGCGACAACAACAACGGGCCGUUGUAAUCGAAUAAAACGGAAGAACUGAUUAUGAGUCGGAACAGUGCAGCAGGUCAGCACUCAUACGAGCCGGCGUUAUACAAGUGAGAGCAGUUUUUUCGUGGUUUGUGUCCGCGACCUGGCCGAUCGACCAGGAGUUUAAAUUUCGAAGAAGAGGAAAAAGAAGAGGACACGAACGUCGCGAGAGAGCUAACGUCAAGGGAGCAAAACUCGCGUAUUAUAUUCAACGUUGGUUAAUUCGUCCAUAUUCACCGGGAUUAGUGAUGACGACGUAUUAGAUGAUAUUAUUAUUCCUUCUAGCUUGGUGUUUUUUUUGGUGCUUCUUCUAAAAACGCGAAACGGUGAGAGAAAGAAAAAAAAAAAAAAAAAAAGAAAAAAAAAAGAAAGAAAGAAAUAGGAUGAAGAAAUAAAAAGAGAGAAAAGAAAAGAGGAGAAGGGUAAAGGAAAAGAAAGGAAAAGAAAAAAAAAUUAAAGGAGGAAGAAAAGAAGAAGAAGAAGAAGAAGAAAUAUAAUAAGUCAGUGGCUCCUAGGAAGACGGAAGGGAAAUAAAUUUUUUUUUCGUUCGGAUCCCGGUCAUUUGUGAUAUAUCCCGGAGUCAUUACUUUCUAGAAGAUAUCUCGUCGCAAUAUACGAGACGAUAACAAUAAUCAUCCGGACUUCGCUUCGUCUGCAAGAACAGCAGAAUCCGGAGUCCGAGCAUAAGGGAGGAGCCUGUGGAGCGCGCCGAAUAAAUGACUAGACUCGACACGAGACACGCGUUGGCUUGAAACCGGCUUGAAGGACACCACCAGCGGCUUUUUGAGACACGUAUACAUACAGUACAUGCCACUACAUCGACAGCAGCAGCAGCAGCAGCAGUAGCAGCACCAGUAGCAGCAGCACUAGCAGCAGCAGCAACAGCAGCAGCAGCAGCAGCAACAGCAGCAGCAGUAGCAGCAGCAGCAGCAGCAGUAUCGCCAACAGCAGACUGUGUAAAAAGCAACGAUCGCGCCUACAGAACAACGACAACAUCGACAACAUCGACACAACAACAACAACAACAACAACAACCAUCAUUGUUGUUUCCGUCUUCAUCGACGGUUAGAGAGCUUCGAAGGCUUCCACAAGCUUUGCUCGUUCGAAAGGAGAAGAGUUACGGAGUCGAGAGUAGAGAAGGAGGAGGGUGUAAGGAAAGGAAAAGGAGAGAAAGGAGUUCGCGGAGCUUGGAGAGAGAGGAAAAGGCCUUUUAAAGGAACAAAAUAACGGAGUGAUCGGCUCCAUCGUUCUUUCUUCAUCUUUGUCUUCUACACCAACACCACUACUACUACUAUUACUACUACUACUACUACUACUACUACGACUACGACUACUACUACACUACUACUACUACUACUUGUAUUACUUCUUUGGACAAGUCCGAGAUCUUCCGUGAGUCAACGAGUAUCAACAGCUGUAAGACAGCAACGGCACGUACAAGUAGUAGAGAAACGCACACGCUUUACGUUUUUGGAGCUUCCAUCAAAAAGUAAUAAGAAAGUGAACAAAUAAACAAGCAAACGGAAAAAAAGAAAGAAAAGUACUAAUAUAAAGGCAACAACGGCAACAACGAAAAACGGAGUGGUGUACGGCCUUAGAAGAAAGCUUUCUCUCUUUCUCUCUCUCUUUCUCUCUAACUCUCUCUCUCUCUCUUUUUCUCUCUUUCUCUCUCUCUCUAUUUCUCUCUAUCUUUUUCUCUUUCACUCCAAUAACUCUGAUACAUCACCAGUUUAGCACUUCUCUCUAUUUUGCCGCAAAAUCUCUCUUCUAAACCCAUCGCCAUUGGCAGAUCAACAACAACAAUAGCAGCAGUAACAACAACAACAACAGCAACAGUAGUAGCAGCGCAACGAUCAGUCUAGCUACUGUUUACUACGACUGAUACAGACCGACCGGAUCGAUAACGAGAGCUAAUAAAGCGCACGGGCCGUCGAGAACAAGCGCUUCGCGGUAUUCGGAACGGGAAUAAGGACGCGCAACGUCCUUCGGGAUCAUUCACGGUUAUCCCGUUAACGGGAUCGAGUCGGGGAAAAAAGUUCGCGAUAAUAAUAGACAAGCCACGCCAUUCGUUCUUUGUCCAAGGAGAAUUAUCGAUAAAGGAAGGAGGAAAGAAAUAUAGAUAGAAAAAGAAAGAAAGAAAAAAUAGCAACAACAACAACAACAACAACAACAACAACAACAACAAUAAUAAUAACAAUAGAAAGUAUUUCUAUUCGUCGUUUCUACAAAAAGAUCGAUCGACGCAAGUGAACGCAAGAAGAAGAAAGGAAGGGAAAGAUAGAAAAUAAAUAAAGAAAGAAAGAAUAAUAAAUAAAAGGAAGGAAGCUUCAACCAACAACAACAACAACAACAACAACAACAACUUCUUGUUCUUCGUCGCUCUAGCCAAGCGUUACUAUUACUACUACUACUACUACUAUACUAUUACCAUCACCACCACCACCACUACUUCUUCUCCUUCAUCUUUUUCUUCUUCUCGCUUGAAACAGCGAGACAGACAAAGACAGAGAGAGAAAGUAAGAAAGUAAGAAAGAAAGACAGAAAGAGAGAGAGAUACUAGUCUCUCGUACGUUCUUCUUGGACUGAGAGAAUGGCAAUGGUCAAUAUGAAUAACCUACUCAAUGGCAAAGACUCGCGGUGGCUACAGCUUGAGGUUUGCAGAGAGUUUCAACGCAACAAGUGUACCAGGCCCGACACGGAGUGCAAAUUCGCUCAUCCACCAGCCAACGUCGAGGUGCAGAAUGGACGGGUUACUGCUUGCUACGACAGUAUCAAGGGCCGAUGUAAUCGAGAAAAGCCACCCUGCAAAUACUUCCACCCUCCUCAACACCUUAAGGAUCAGCUUUUGAUAAACGGACGGAAUCACUUAGCCCUGAAGAACGCGCUGAUGCAACAAAUGGGCCUAACGCCUGGUCAACCAUUAGUGCCUGGCCAGGUACCAGCAGUGGAGGCCCCGGCACCUCCGGCACCACACCAUCACCUUCAACAGCAAAUCCAGCAGCAACUUCUCGCUACCCACGCCUUUAUGGCGACGAAUCCGUACCUGACCGGUAUGCCGCAGGUGGGCAACGCGUACAACCCGUACUUCGCGCCCAGCCCGAUAAUGCCGGCGAUAAUGGGCCCGGCGGACCCGACGGGAGUCGGCAGCCCACUCGGCGUCGUCCCGCAGACGGUAGCGAUGCCGCAGAAGAUGCCACGUACAGACCGCUUCGAGGUAUGUCGCGAGUUUCAACGCGGGGCGUGCAAACGCGGCGAGACGGAGUGCCGGUUUGCGCACCCCCUCGAGACGGUGCAGGCGAACGAGGACGGCUCUGUGACGGUCUGCAUGGACGCUGUCAAGGGCCGAUGCAAUCGGGACCCCUGCCGCUAUUUCCACCCCCCUCUGCACCUUCAAGCCCACAUUAAGGCCGCACAAUCUCGGGCUAGCAUUGCGACGGCGACGAUGCCUACGAGCAUGGCGGGAAUGGGCGCGCUGGCUGGUGGAAUGUCAGGAGUGCCGGCGACUGCGAUAUCCGGAGGACUUCAGGGCACAACAAUGGCGAGCAUCGAGCUCGGAAAGAAGCGGAUGCGCGACUCCAAUGACGAUCUGCUAAUGGUACCACGGCUUAUGCAUGAAAUGGACAUGAAGUCUGUUGGGUCGUUCUACUACGAGAACUUUGCCUUCCCAGGAAUGGUUCCGUAUAAACGACCGGCGGCCGACAAGUCCGGUAUGCCGGUCUAUCAGCCGACCGGCGCGACGACCUUAAUGCAGUUGCAGCAGCCCUUCGUGCCUGUGUCAUGUGAGUACACUGGAACACCACCCCUACCUACCCAAACCUCUAACCAAUCGGUCGUGCAACCCCCGAACGUGCAAAGCAACCACCACCACCACCACCACCACGCGGUGGUGCAGUCCUCCUCUUCCUCCCAGGGAACCGGCGGCGUCGCUGUCGGUAACUGCGCCGACGCCAACAAUGGCGUCCUCAUGGAUCCGUGCAACAAUCCGCCGCCGCCACCGCCGACAACCGGCGACAAUAACACUAGCGCUAGUAAUGCCGGUAACAAGCAGACCCUCGUUAAUGCCCAGAAUCAUGACGGCGAAAAUGCGCGUAAUUCCCCCGAAUUGAAUCACUCGAGUCCGGCGAUACAGCAACAAGUUCAACAACAAGCUCAGCAACAAGCUCAACAGCAAGCGCAACAUCAGCAUCAACAGCAGCAGCAACAACAACAACAACAACAGCAGCAGCAACAACAACAGCAACAACAACAACAGCAGGCUCAGCAGCAAGCGCAACAGCAGGCUCAUCAGCAAGCGCAACAGCAGGCUGCUCAGCAGCAGGCUCAACAACAAGCUGCUCAGCAACAGGCACACCAACAGCAUCAACAGGCACAACAGCAACAACACGCUCAACAACAUGCUCAACAACAAUUGCAACAGCAGCAUCAACAGCAAAUGAAUCAAUUGGCUCUAUCGGCCGUACCACCGUCCAUGAGUCCGUUAACGUCAAUGGCCGGGCUAACAUCUAUGCCCGGUGUCGUUAACAUGGCCUCCAUGGCCAAUAUGGUCAGCAUGGCAAACGUCUCCUCGAUGUCAAGCCUAUCAUCAAUGAGCAAUUACUCGGCCGCAAAUAUGGCGAAUCUGAACAUGCUAAAUACGCUCGGUAUGGCCGCGUCCGGAUUACCCGCUCAUCUCGACGCAGCGGCUCUGGCCAAGGAGGUGGCCCAGAAGAAUUACGCGAAAGCGAUUAAAUUGUCACAGGCUUCUCAGCCUUACGGUAUUAGUCAGCUUACGGCACUUAAUUACACUGGCGUAGCAUUGAACAAACAAACCUUGGUGAAUCCUGCGGGUGCCGCCGCUGCCGCCGCGGCUGCGGCCGGACCUGGUUCGGCUUUACAGGCUAGCGCUUUGCCCGGAAGUACUGGUACACCGAGACCAGUGAUCCCUGGACUGGCCGGUAUACCUGGUGCGCUGACGUCGCCACUUUCAGCCGGUAUACUUGCAUACUCAAGACCUCAACCAACCGCUACACCUAUUAAUCCAUAUUCCCUGAUCAGACAACAGAUCCUACCGAAUCCGUAUGUCCAAGCCUCGAUACCCGGUGUGCCUGGUGCGGCCGCAGCCGCGGUUCAGGCAUCGCCCUACGUACAGAAUCCAUAUGCCGUUUUACCUGGUAUGGCUGGUGUACCUGCUGGCGUAGCCGCCGCAGCAGGUGUACCGACCGUACCUCAGAUACCGCAAAUCCCCAAUCCGGCGACGAUAGCGGCGCAACCGCAGGUCGCCAUACCGGUCAGCUCCGGUGUGAUCAUGCAGCCCUACAAGAAGAUGAAGACUUCGUAAAGAACGUCGCUUUUAAUGCUCCUUGGCUUUUCUCCGUAGCGAGAGGUCGGUCGUGCUCUCUUCUGGGCCAACUCCUCUUCCUAUUUCUCUCUCUCUCUCUCUCUCUCUCUCUCUUUCUCUUUUUCUCUCUCUUUUUCCUCUGUCUCUUUCUACUUCUUUUUUCUUUCUUAACUAUCUCUAUUCGUCUAUCAUUCGUUUGGAAAAAAGAACGCGGUCUAAUACUUUAUCAACGUGUUUAACUUUCGAGUCACGCGUAAGUGCAAUUUUUGAUUAUUCUAAACAAGACGAAUCCAUGAAUUAUGUCAACGUUCGCCAACACUUCUCUUUGAUAUAUAAAAAUAAAUAAAUACAUAUAUAUAUUUCUAUCGUUAAAAUCGUUAAUCUUUUUAGUCAUUAUUCGAGAGAAGAAAAAAAAGAAAGGAAAAAAGACAAGAAAGAGAGAAAGUGAUACAAUGAUAAAGAGAGAGAAAAAUACAGAGAGAAAGAAAAAGAUAAAGAGAGAGAGAGAGAGAGAGAGAGAGAAAGAAACAAUGAGAUAGGGGGAGUAUAUAUACUCCUCCUUCAUUCGGUCGAGCGAACGCAAAACGGGAAAGUUGAGACACGCUACACAAUGAAAAAGUUCCGAAAAUAGAUUCAUUUUCUAGUCAGACAUUGUCGGUGAACAGUGCCUUAUUGACCCGAUUCCUCGUGGAGCGUUUUAAACGUAAGACGAAAGAAUGAGAGAACGGCGAGAUCGCACGGCGUUCCUCGCUAAUUGUGUGUGUGACGUCGGAUGAAAUUAGCCGAUUCGUGCGAAUCGGUAAAGAUGGCCGCUAAUUUGCGGCUUCUUCUUUUUAUCGUUCCAAUAACGUGUUUCUACCUAAAUAAUCAAUAUCAAUAU
Vespa velutina is the source of this 7115-nucleotide messenger RNA. Its product is annotated as mediator of RNA polymerase II transcription subunit 15-like. Gene Ontology annotation, molecular function: metal ion binding. The record is from RefSeq and is a predicted model, not a curated record. The transcript has 12 exons. The coding region runs from base 3509 to 6235 and encodes 908 amino acids. NCBI's taxonomy places the organism in Eukaryota, Metazoa, Arthropoda, Insecta, Hymenoptera, Vespidae.